This is a messenger RNA of Oryzias melastigma (Indian medaka), 5375 nucleotides long. RefSeq names its product ubiquitin associated protein 2a (gene ubap2a). Gene Ontology annotation, cellular component: cytoplasm; nucleus. The transcript has 28 exons. The coding region runs from base 864 to 4703 and encodes 1279 amino acids. NCBI's taxonomy places the organism in Eukaryota, Metazoa, Chordata, Actinopteri, Beloniformes, Adrianichthyidae. The record is from RefSeq and is a predicted model, not a curated record. Gene Ontology annotation, molecular function: protein binding.
AAAAAAAAACUUUAUUAAUGAAUUAAAGGAAAAAACUUUAAUCAAUGGAAAUAGACCCACAAGAACUUGUGAGAAGAAUUGUUGUAGCUCAGUUUGGUGACAUACAAUGAGAUUUAUAAGCUGCAUUUGUUUUUACUCCUCUAAACCCAGGAGGGAGUUUUGAAUUUUAUUUUCCAUGUUUGGUAGAGACAGGGUAGGCUUGCUUUUUGCCUUCCUCGAGUCUUUCUGUGAAAGACUAUCACAUGUAAUCAUUGUUUUCCUUUUUCUACAUGUCUGGCUGUAGUGAUAAUGACUUGGGACAGGGGGAAAUCCACCGCAAAAUAAAUCGAUUUACUCUUAAAAACAUAUUUUAUAUACAGGUGUGUACAUGUGUCUGUAAAAUGCUUAAGGACAAUUGCAUAUAUUUUAUGUAUAUGUCUGAGGAAAGUGUGCUGAUUAAUGUCUACUUGGUGAUACAUUUUUUUAUACACGCCUUGUGAGUGUUUUUACAAAAUGACUGAAAGUGCAAAUAUUCUAAAAUAUUAACAACUAAGGGGUGGGGGGAGUGCCGUUCUUUAAAAUAAGCAAAUAAUACAAAUAAAACGUAUAUCAUUGUAACGUUUUGUGUGAUUCUAUAUGAUGUAAGAUUUUUUUUUACAUUUUAUUUUAUUAGUAGAUUAUUUGUGCUUGGUGAUCUGAUGCUUCCCGCACUUUGCAGUAAUUAUUUGUUGACGUUUGUGAGCUUUGACUCCGCGCGGAAGAUGAGAGCGGAGCAUCCACAGAGGCAGCGCGCGUCACGUGACCACCUUGUCUGCUGCUGGCCGAGAGAGGCGUGUUAGCAGGUUUUUCUAUUUUGUACAUACAGAGUUUUGUAUAUACUGUAUAUGAUGAGCUCGCUGGGCAGCGAAAAGGCCCGGGGCCCUCGGGAUAAAGCGCUGCCAGCUGCUACUCAUGUAUCACAACCACAGAAACAAAUACAGGCCACUGCUGAGCAGAUCCGCCUCGCUCAGAUGAUUUUUGACAAGAAUGAUGCUGACUUUGAGGACAAAGUUAAUCAGCUGAUGGAAGUGACCGGGAAGAACCAGGAUGAAUGCAUGGUAGCUCUUCAUGACUGCAAUGAGGAUGUCAGUAGAGCCAUUAAUUUCCUCCUGGAAAGCACCUCGGACAUGACCUCAUGGGAGACGGUGGGAAAGAAGAAGCCCUUGCUGAAAGAGAGCCCAGCAGAAAGCAAAGAGAAUAAAGAGAAUAAGGAGAAGAAAGGAGAAAGGGAAGCCUCCAAGGGUCGGGCCACUGCCAACCGGAAAGGGAAAGGGGGGAGUCGAAGCCGACAGGCAGCACGACCAGAGGAGAACGGUGUGGAGGUGGCUCCUGUGGACAGAGGUUCGGAUCGAGGUCGAAGGGUCAAAGGAAGCAGAGGUUCUGGAGGUCGAGGUCGAGGCAAGGCAUCAGCGGGGAGCAGGUUCUCAGCUCAAGGCAUGGGACAUAAACAUUUCUGUGGUUUAAAGCAUAAUGAGUACAAAAAGAGACAACUCUCUUUUAAAAGCGGGACUUUCAACCCUGCUGACUAUACCUCAGAGGCUGGAUCUGGGACCACACAAGCAGAAGUUUGGGAUACUGCAGCUUCAAACAGCAACAACAACAACACAGAUGGGACCGUUGCUUGGAGAAGUACUUUGGAGGAUUGGGCAGCUGAAGAAUGGACUGAGGAUGUCAGUCUCUCAGAGACCAAAGUGUUCACCCCCUCAUGUGCACCUGCUGCUGAGAACCAUAUCACACCUGGGCAAAGUCUGGACCUCGCCACGCUGCUGCAGAAGCCUGGCGCCGGAGGAAGACAACCUCCGUGCUCCACUUCCUCUCAGAGUCUGGUGUUCACAAACUCCCACCAUCACCAGCAGCCGCCCCCGAGCCGCAGCACAACCAGUGGCACAAGCUACGCUCAUGCUGCUCUGUCUUCAGUUCUGGGAGCUGGUUUUGGGGAUUUGGGCCAGGCCAAGAGGCCUCAACCCAGUGCUGGUGCUCAGAUACUGGAACAGCUGAAGGGUCCCGGUUUGGGUCAGCUGCCCUCGUCCCAGGCUGCCCCGCCUGUCAGCACCCAAGGGGGCAACUCUUCAAUCGGUCGACUGCCGGGUCUGGGAGCAUCUGUAUCUCCGCCCUCGUCCUCCAGCUGGGACAUGAAGACUUCAGAGUCCAACACCACCUCCUUGUCCUCGCAAUUCAGCCGGGAGUUUGGCUUACAGCCAGAGCCUUCUCUUGUGCUGAGCCAGCUGGUUCAGAGGCACACAGGCCCCUCCUUGCCCUUGGCACGUCAGCCCAGUCCUCUAUCGCAACAGCAAGCACCCCCUGCUCAGUGCCCCCCUGCUUCCCAAUACUCCAGCACGCCAGCACAGGCUGGCCCAGUGAUGGCUGGUGCUAAACCUGCUCCUUCUGCAGGGCUGGACCCUCAGGGCAGCAGCUUGCCACAGCCGCAUCGGGGGCCGCUCAAAGGUCCUAAACGCAGAAUACCUCCUGCUUCCAAGAUCCCUGCCACAGCCGUGGAGAUGCCAGGCUCAGCCGACAUUCCUGGACUAAACCUCCAGUUUGGAGCUCUAGACUUUGGCUCUGAGUCCGCUUUGCCGGAGUUCGGGGUUGUGGACAACUGUGUGAGCGCAGCUUCCAGAGAAUCCACGCCGGCGCCCGCCCCAGCGCCACCUGCAUCAGGACUGGGGGCACAGAGCCAGAAAAGCCUGUACUCUAAACCAAUCAGCGAGUCGCUGGGAAAGCCGCUCUCGGUCUCCCUGCCUUUGCCGCUCUCCUCCUCAGAACAAGGAUACAGCUCCUCCUCCGUGGCAUUGUCCAGUCUCACUCCCUCGUUAGGGACGUCAAGCUCCACCAACCCUUCAUCAUCAACAACCUCCACCACCUCCUCCUCUGCACCCUCUUCCUCGCAUUACUCCUCCUCAGUAGGGGGAAGUUAUGACAGUACAAUGCCCCCUCACACACGACUGGGCUUUUCCCAGAGCAAAGAGGCCACAGGGCCAGUGAUGAAUGGUCUGAAUGGUGUAAGGACCUCAGCUGCUCUAGACACCUCAUCAGCUUCUUCCACGCCAAAGCCUGAGUCAUCAUCUAUGAACAUCAACACCAAUGGUCCAUCUGCACCUUCCUCCCACCUUCCCGCCACCCUGACUACCCACAAUUCCACCACGCUCUCCAGCUUGGCGCAGGAUCUGCCUUCAGCGACGCAGCUCAGCUCACUCAACAGUCAUGUCAGCAGUCAUUCGUCAGUUUCAGCUCUGGGAUCCAGCUCUCUCACUUACUCAAGUGUGGACAGCAGCAAUGUGAGCUCCGCGGCUUCCUCAUCUGGUUCUUACACAUCAUCACAGCCCGCAGCCUCGUCGCUCCACUCCGCCCACAACAGCAGCAACAGUAGCAGCAGCAUCAGCCACCUGGCCAGCAUGCCCAGCAUGGGAAACAGUAUGAGCAGCACCGUCGGGGGAAUUACCGGCACCAGUGGACUGAGCUCGGCGGCCACUAUCGCCUCCAGCUCAGCGCUGGGUCUUGGCUCCAAUGGAGCUACUGCCACACCCAACCUCUCUGCACCAAGGACCACACCCCUGCUCUCCUCCACCGGUAAAGCUCCACCUAACCUGUCCCAAGGAGUGCCUCCUUUACUACCCAACCAGUAUAUUAUGGGUCCAGGGGGGCUGCUGCCUGCUUACCCACAAAUUUAUGGAUACGAGGACCUCCACAUGCUCCAGUCAAGACUGCCCAUGCCCUCUUUGCAGGAUUAUUAUGGAAUUACAUUCCCAGGCCCCACAGCAACGCUCUCUGGUAGAGAUGGGAGCCUAACCAACAACCCCUAUUCAGGUGAAGUCACAAAGUUUGGCAGGAAUGACUCCACCUCUCCCGCGCCUCCCACAACGAGCCUGUCCGCUCCUCAGCCUCCCCAGGCCCAAAGCCAAGGACAGAACCAGGCCCAGCCUCAGCCUCCUCAGGCCCAGCUUCAGCCCCAGGGCCAGCCACAGCACCACAGCAGUCAGCAGGCCUUUCUGCCACCAGGCUACAGUUACCCAGGCCUGCCUUACUACCCCGGAGUGCCCGGCGCAGUUCCCAGUGCUGCUGCCUUCCAGUACGGACCAACCAUGUUCGUUCCUCCUGGAGGACCUGGACCAGCCUCAGCCAAGCAACACAGCCUGGGUCUGGGAAACCCCUCGGCGAGCCCCUUCCAGCAGCAGGCGCAGCAGCAGCAGCCGAGUGGUUACGGCCAGCACACAUUCAGCUCAGGGUAUGAGGAACUGACCGCAGGACCAGCCGGAGCAGAAUACAGUAAAGGGUACAACUCCUCUUCGCAGGCACAAGCCAAAUCUGUUACUGCAGGGCCCGGAAAAGGGGUCUCAGUCACAUCCAGUAACUCCGGUGUGCCAGACAUCAGUGGAAGUGUUUACAAUAAGACCCAGCAGUCUUUCGAUAAGCCGGGUUUCCAUGCUGGGACCCCCCCUCCCUUUAGCCUGCCAUCAGCACUGGGGGGUCCAGGGCCCUUGAACCCUGGAGCAGCUCCUGGAGGCUAUGCACCUGCCCCAUUCCUCCACAUCCUGCCUCACCAGCAACCACACUCUCAGCUGCUGCAUCACCAUCUAGCUCAGGAUGGACAGGUUGGUCCCAGCCAGCGCGGUCAGUCCAGCAGCCUGCAACAGAAGAGCCAAGUCAAUAAGUCGAGCUACGGCAGCUCCCCCUACUGGGCCAACUGAGAAGCCCUCGUGUGUCUCCAGACGGACACAUACCUUCACAAACAUCUGUCUGAUGAGAUCAAAGAGGGACAAACCAUUUUACAAACCAAGCUAAACACACACUACCCCUCCCCUCUCCCCCUUUUUUUUGCUCUGUAUAUCCCCCUUUUCAAAUUUAUGGCUGUUGUAUGUAAAAUAUAUUUAUGUAUUUAUACAGUAUAUAUGUAUUGGUAGGACAUAAAAUGUGGUUUUCUGCAUUGUUUUUAUUUUGAAGGACAUUUUAUUUCAAAAAAAUGUGGAUAGAAGAGAAUGCUCAUGGAGAUGAAGUUGGUGAAUAUACUUGAACACGAGCAUCUUGUGAUGUGGAUUUUUCUUUUUGUACGCCUACAUGGACUGAGAAUGAUGUACAUAGAUUAUACACAUCAUUUUCACGGCUAAAGGCCUUUUUUUUUAUUUUAGAAAAUAAUGUUUUUUGUAACUUUGGUCUCCCACAUCUGUGAAUCCUUAUAUUGAGGGUGACUUCAUAGCUUGAUUCUUUUUUUUUUUUUUUUUUCUCCUCCUUUUCUUUAACCCGCCUUUGGAUUCUGAAUUACUAGUCGGCUGGUUUGACCGGCCCAGCCUUGGAUUUGAUGUUAUUUUAACAUUGGUUUAAUCCGUGCUGUCCAAAUUAAAAGUAUCAACAGUUUGUCUGUA